Chiloscyllium plagiosum (whitespotted bambooshark) is the source of this 9410-nucleotide messenger RNA. NCBI's taxonomy places the organism in Eukaryota, Metazoa, Chordata, Chondrichthyes, Orectolobiformes, Hemiscylliidae. The record is from RefSeq and is a predicted model, not a curated record.
AGAAGUCUGCAUUUGUGUGCAGAAGACGAAGUUUUGGAAUAUAAUUCCCUACUUGUUUCUAAUUGUGAACUAUGUUUUGAUUGAAGUGCAAUAGCUGGAUGCUGAAGAGAGAAUAAAAGUAUCUGUUGCCACCGACUUGAAGGUGUUACAAAGGGUGUUGAUUCACCCUUUCUCAUCUCAUCAUAACAACAUAAAUAACUCAUGAAGGCACUGAACAUGUUGCUGCAUUUAUUGAUGAUACAAAGAUAGUUGAAUUUGUAUCGUGAAAGAAGACAGAAUGGUUGUCUUAUCAUUGAAGAUUGGAGUUGGGAAUGCUAUCAAAACUAUGCAAUUUGAACCCUCGACAAUGGUAUACGAUGCCUGUCGAAUGAUUCGCGAUCGGGUUCCGGAAGCACAGACGGGACAGCCCACUGAUUAUGGAUUGUUUCUGUCUGAUGAAGAUCCAAAGAAGGGGAUCUGGUUGGAGUCUGGCAAAGCCUUGGACUACUACAUGUUGAGGAAUGGGGACACACUGGAUUACAAAAGGAAGCAAAGGCCUCUGAAGAUCAGGAUGUUGGAUGGAAGUAUCAAAACAGUUAUGGUGGAUGACUCAAAAAUAGUGAGCGACAUGCUGAUGACAAUCUGCGCCAGAAUUGGCAUCACAAAUCAUGAUGAAUAUUCACUUGUACAUGAAAUUGUUGAAGAAAAGAAAGAAGAAAUGACAGGGACACUGAAAAAAGACAAAACCCUAUUAAGAGAUGAUAAGAAAAUGGAAAAGCUCAAACAAAAACUUCAUACAGAUGAUGAUUUAAACUGGUUGGACCAUGGUAGAACACUUCGUGAACAAGGUGUCGACGAAAAUGAAACUUUGCUUCUCAGACGAAAGUUCUUCUAUUCAGAUCAAAAUGUUGAUUCAAGAGAUCCAGUCCAAUUAAACUUGCUCUAUGUCCAGGCCAGAGAUGACAUUUUGAAUGGUUCACAUCCGGUAUCCUUUGACAAAGCCUGUGACUUUGCAGGAUACCAAUGUCAGAUCCAGUUUGGACCCCACAAUGAGCAGAAGCACAAACCUGGCUUUUUAGAUUUAAAAGAAUUCCUGCCUAAAGAAUACAUCAAGCAGAAAGGGGAAAAGAAAAUAUUCAUGACGCACAAAAACUGUGCCAACAUGACUGAAAUGGAGGCUAAAGUGUUGUAUGUGAAGAUGGCCCGAUCUUUAAAGACAUACGGAGUUUCCUUCUUUUUGGUUAAGGAGAAAAUGAAAGGGAAGAAUAAACUUGUACCCCGUUUAUUGGGGAUUACCAAAGAAAGUGUUAUGCGUGUGGAUGAGAAAACAAAAGAAGUGAUCCAGGAAUGGAACCUCACUAACAUCAAACGAUGGGCAGCAUCACCAAAAAGUUUUACCCUGGAUUUUGGUGACUAUCAGGAUGGUUAUUACUCAGUUCAGACAACUGAAGGAGAACAAAUUGCACAGCUUAUAGCUGGAUACAUCGACAUCAUUCUGAAAAAGAAAAAAAGCAAAGACCAUUUUGGAUUGGAGGGCGAUGAAGAAUCUACGAUGUUGGAGGAUUCUGUGUCUCCCAAGAAGUCUACCAUCAUGCAGCAACAGUUUAACAGAACUGGAAAAGUGGAACAUGGUUCUGUGGCAUUACCUGCAAUUAUGCGUUCUGGAGCUGGAGGUCCAGAGAGCUUUCAGGUUGGAACAAUGCCAGCAGCCCAACAACAGGUGACCAGCGGUCAGAUGCACAGAGGACAUAUGCCUCCAUUGACAUCUGCCCAGCAAGCUCUCAUGGGAACUAUUAAUUCCAGCAUGCAAGCUGUACAACAAGCAACAGCUAGUCUGGAUGAUGUUGAUGCCUUGCCGCCCCUUGGACAUGAUGCUGCGUCAAAAGCAUGGAGAAAAAAUAAAAUGGAUGAAUCCAAACAUGAGAUCCAUUCACAAGUUGAUGCCAUUACUGCAGGCACAGCAUCCGUUGUCAACCUUACUGCAGGAGAUCCUCUUGAUACAGACUAUACAGCAGUUGGAUGUGCUGUGACAACAAUCUCCUCAAACUUAACUGAGAUGUCAAAGGGUGUCAAACUGCUUGCAGCCCUAAUGGAGGAUGAGGGUGCAAAUGGACAACAGCUACUGAAAGCAGCCAAGAAUCUGGCAUGCGCUGUGUCAGAAUUACUCAAGACCGCUCAGCCAGCUUCUGCUGAGCCUCGCCAGGUCCUGCUUACUGCUGCUGGGACUGUUGGUCAAACAAGUGGUGAGCUUCUCCAUCAGAUUGGGGAAAGUGACGCAGAUCCACGGUUCCAGUUUUCUGUAGGUGCGCAAAAAUACGCAAGGAAUAUGUCAGGUGUUGCUUUCAAAACGGACAUGCUUAUGCAAUUGGCCAAAGCUGUAGCAAAUGCAGCAGCAGCUUUGGUCCUGAAGGCAAAGAAUGUGGCUCAAAAAGCAGAAGAUUCCGGAUUACAGAACCGUGUCAUUGCAGCGGCAACGCAGUGUGCGCUUUCCACAUCACAACUGGUAGCUUGCACUAAGGUAGUAGCUCCAACUAUUAGCUCCCCUGUCUGCCAGGAGCAACUAAUUGAAGCUGGAAAACUAGUUGCUAAAUCAGUGGAGGGAUGUGUGGAAGCCUCUCAGGCAGCAACAAAUGAUGAGCAGCUGCUGAAACAAGUUGGUGUGGCAGCCACUGCUGUGACACAGGCACUGAAUGACCUGUUGCAACAUAUCAAGCUCUAUGCCCAUGGAGGACACCCACUAGGACGUUAUGAUCAGGCGACUGACACUAUUCUAACAGUGACAGAAAACAUUUUCAGCUCCAUGGGGGAUGCUGGUGAGAUGGUGCGACAAGCUAGAAUUCUGGCUCAGGCUACAUCUGACUUGGUGAAUGCUAUUAAAGCUGAUGCUGAAGGUGAAUCUGAUCUUGAGAACUCCAGAAAACUGCUCUCUGCAGCCAAACUAUUGGCUGAUGCAACAGCUAAGAUGGUGGAAGCUGCAAAGGGUGCAGCAGCCAAUCCUGACAGUGAGGAGCAGCAGCAGAGGUUAAGAGAAGCUGCUGAAGGUUUACGAAUGGCCACCAAUGUAGCAGCACAGAAUGCCAUAAAGAAGAAAUUAGUGAACAAACUGGAGAAUGCAGCAAAACAGGCUGCAGCAGCUGCGACGCAGACAAUUGCUGCUGCUCAGAAUGCAGCUUCCUCCAAUAAGAACCCAGCGGCACAACAACAAAUGGUUCAAAGCUGUAAGAGUGUUGCUGAGCAGAUCCCACUGCUGGUCCAAGGUGUUCGUGGCAGCCAGUCACAACCAGACAGUCCCAGUGCUCAGCUGGCUCUUAUAAGUGCAAGCCAGAACUUCCUGCAGCCUGGAACUAAAAUGGUUGCUGCUGCUCGCGCUACAGUUCCUACCAUUGGGGACCAGGCCUCAGCCAUGCAACUGAGCCAAUGUGCCAAGAAUCUGGCAAACACUUUACAAGAACUGCGAGCAGCCGCACAGAAGGCGCAAGAUGCCUGCGGUCCACUGGAAAUAGACUCUGCCCUGAAUCAAAUCAGAACACUGGAGAAAGAUCUGCAGGAAGCAAAAGCAAAUGCAGCAGAAGGAAAGCUUAGACCCUUGCCUGGAGAAACGCUGGAAAAGUGUUCGCAGGAUUUGGGCAGUAGCACCAAGAUGGUCGGUGCUUCUGUAGCUAAGCUACUGAGUGCAGUCACACAAGGAAAUGAGAAUUACACUGGAUUGGCCUCAAGAGAAGUUGCUCAAGCCUUAAAAGCCCUUGGUUCAGCUGCACGUGGUGUUGCAGCCAAUACUACUGAUCCACAGGCCCAGACUGCCAUGCUGGAAUGCGCUGGUGAUGUUAUGGAUAAAUCCAGUAAUCUAAUUGAAGAGGCUCGGAAAGCUAUGGCAAAACCAAAUGAUCCUGAAAACCAGCAGCGAUUGGCACAGGUGGCAAAGGCUGUAUCGAAUGCUCUGAACAGAUGUGUGAAUUGCUUGCCGGGCCAAAGAGAUGUCGAUGCAGCUUUAAGAACUGUUGGUGAGGCCAGCAAAAGACUACUUGCAAGCUCAUUCCCACCAAGUGCCAAGAACUUUCAAGAGGCUCAAGGGCAUCUAAAUGAAGCAGCAGUUGGUUUGAAUCAGUCUGCCAAUGAGUUAGUUCAAGCAUCUCGUGGAACCACACAAGAUCUGGCAAAGGCGUCUGGCAAAUUUGGCAAAGAUUUUGAUGAAUUCCUACAGGCUGGUGUUGAAAUGGCUGGUCAGUCCAAGGACAAAGAAGACCAGGCUCAGGUAAUUGGAAAUCUGAAGAGUAUUUCAAUGGCAUCAAGCAAGUUGCUUCUAGCAGCCAAAGCGCUCUCUGCUGAUCCGACUGCUCCCAACAUCAAAAAUCAACUUGCUGCAGCUGCACGAGCUGUGACUGAGAGCAUCAAUCAGCUGAUUACAAUGUGCACACAGCAAGCUCCAGGACAGAAGGAAUGUGAUAAUGCUCUCCGUGAGCUUGAGACUGUCCGAGGAAUGCUGGAUCAUCCUACUGAGGCCAUCAAUGACUUGUCUUACUUUGAUUGCAUUGACAGCGUGAUGGAAAAUUCCAAGGUUCUUGGAGAGGCAAUGACUGGAAUCUCUCACAAUGCCAAGAACAGUGAUCUACCAGCAUUUGGUGAUUCAGUAAGCUCUGGCUCCAAGGCUUUGUGUGGACUUACGGAAGCAGCUGCUCAGGCAGCAUACCUUGUAGGAAUCUCUGAUCCCAACAGCCACGCCGGUCAGCAAGGAUUAGUAGACCCAGCACAGUUUGCACGAGCUAAUCAAGCGAUCCAAAUGGCUUGUCAGAACCUAGUGGAUCCAGCUUGCAUACAGUCACAGGUCUUGUCUGCUGCCACUAUCGUUGCAAAGCAUACUUCUGCCUUGUGCAACGCCUGCCGUCUAGCUUCAUCCAAGACUUCUAAUCCUGUUGCUAAGAGACAGUUUGUUCAAUCAGCCAAGGAGGUGGCGAAUAGUACAGCCAACCUUGUGAAAGCAAUCAAGGCACUGGAUGGUACAUUUACAGAUGAGAACCGUGAGAACUGCCGAGCUGCAACUGUUCCUCUAAUUGAAGCAGUGGAGAAUCUGACAGCUUUUGCUUCCAACCCAGAGUUUGUCAGUGUUCCAGCUCAGAUUAGUCCUGAGGGACUUAAAGCCAUGGAGCCCAUUGUUGUGGCUGCAAAGACCAUGCUGGAUAGUUCAACAGGUCUCAUUCAAACUGCUCGCUCCCUUGCUGUGAACCCAAAAGACCCACCAAAAUGGUCUGUCUUGGCUGGACAUUCUCGAACGGUCUCUGACUCUAUCAAGAAACUCAUAACUUCCAUCAGAGAUAAAGCCCCUGGACAGAGAGAAUGUGAUGAAGCUAUUGAUGUUCUUAACCAAUGUAUCAAGGAUGUUGACCAGGCAUCUUUGGCAGCAAUUAGUCAGCAAUUGGCACCACGGGAAGGCAUCUCUCAAGAGGCAUUACAUGACCAAAUGGCUGGAGCAGUUCAAGAAAUCAGCAAUCUCAUUGACCCUGUUGCAACUGCAGCUCGGGCUGAGGCUUCACAAUUGGGACACAAGGUAUCCCAAAUGGUGAGUUACUUUGAGCCACUCACCAUGGCCUCAAUUGGUGCAGCAUCAAAGGCUGUCAAUCAUCAGCAGCAGAUGAAUUUGUUGGACCAGACCAAGACGCUGGCAGAAUCUGCGCUUCAGAUGUUAUACACAGCUAAAGAGGCAGGCGGCAAUCCAAAGCAAGCAGCUCAAACACAGGAUGCUUUAGAUGAGUCUGUGCAGAUGAUGAAGGAAGCUGUGGAGGACCUGUCAGGAACACUUAGCGAUGCAGCCAGUGCUGCGGGUGUUGUGAGUGGAAUGGUGGAUGCCAUCAACCAGGCCAUAAACAAGAUCGAUGAAAGUGCUCCGGAUGAGCCAGAUGGUUCAUUUGUUGACUACCAGACCACCAUGGUGAAGACUGCCAAAGCUAUUGCUGUAACCGUUCAAGAAAUGGUUACUAAAUCAACCACCAAUCCAGAUGAACUGGGGUCUUUGGCCAACCAACUUACCAAUGACUAUGGGCAUCUGGCACAAGAAGCCAAACCUGCAGCUAUAACUGCUGAAAAUGAGGAGAUUGGAAACCAUAUCAAGAAUCGUGUUCAGGAACUGGGUCACAAUUGUGCCUCUUUGGUUCUCAAAGCUGGUUCUCUCCAGUGCAGUCCCAGUGAUGCCUUUACUAAGAAAGAACUCAUUGAAUGUGCUCGCAAAGUCUCUGAGAAGAUUUCUCAUGUGUUAGCAUCCUUGCAGGCCGGCAACCGUGGAACUCAGGCUUGCAUCACUGCUGCCAGUACUGUGUCUGGUAUCAUAGCUGAUUUGGAUACAACAAUUAUGUUUGCUACAGCAGGUACACUAAACAGAGAAAAUGAAGAGACCUUUGCUGACCACAGGGAGAAUAUUCUAAAAACUGCUAAAGCUCUGGUGGAAGACACGAAGUUGCUUGUAUCUGGAGCUGCUGCAAGUCAAGAGAAGUUAGCACAUGCUGCACAGUCCUCCGUUGUCACGAUUACCCGACUGGCAGAGGUGGUGAAAUUAGGAGCUGCGAGCUUGGGCUCAGAUGAUCCUGAAACACAGGUUGUGCUGAUUAAUGCAGUGAAAGAUGUAGCAAAGGCCCUGGCAGAUCUUAUUAGUGCAACAAAAGGAGCAUCAGGGAAAGCUUCAGAUGAUCCAUCCAUGUAUAAUCUCAAGAAUGCUGCCAAGGUUAUGGUGACCAAUGUGACUUCACUGCUGAAGACUGUAAAGGCAGUCGAAGAUGAAGCUACUAGAGGAACACGAGCUCUGGAAGCCACUAUUGAGCACAUCCGUCAAGAACUUGCAGUAUUUUCCUCAGCAGAUCCACCACCUAAAACUUCUACACCUGAAGAAUUUAUCCGGAUGACCAAAGGCAUUACCAUUGCAACUGCUAAAGCUGUAGCAGCAGGAAACUCCUGUCGUCAAGAGGAUGUUAUUGCCACUGCCAACCUUAGUCGCAAAGCUAUUGCAGAGAUGCUUCAUUCUUGUAAGCAAGCAGCUUAUCACCCAGAAGUCUCCAGCGACGUUCAGACCAGAGCUCUUCGUUUUGGCAAAGAAUGUUCUGAAGGAUACCUGACUCUACUGGAACAUGUUCUUGUUCCGAUUCUUCAAAAGCCAUCGACAGAUCUCAAACAGCAGCUGGCAACAUAUUCAAAACGUGUGGCUGGUUCUGUCACAGAGCUCAUCCAGGCUGCAGAGGCUAUGAAAGGCACAGAAUGGGUGAAUCCUGAAGAUCCAACAGUUAUUGCUGAGAAUGAGUUGCUGAGAGCUGCUGCAGCUAUUGAGGCAGCUGCCAAGAAACUUGAACAGCUGAAACCAAGAGCUAAACCCAAGCAAGCAGAUGAAAGUCUUAACUUUGAAGAACAGAUCCUAGAAGCAGCCAAGUCAAUCGCAGCAGCAACCAGUGCCCUCGUGAAAGCUGCAUCUGCUGCUCAAAGAGAGCUUGUGGCACAAGGCAAGGUUGGAGCUGUACCAGCAAAUGCAGUGGAUGAUGGCCAGUGGUCCCAAGGCCUCAUUUCAGCAGCUCGAAUGGUUGCUGCUGCUACAAGUAGUUUGUGUGAGGCGGCUAAUGCAGCAGUUCAGGGUCACGCCAGUGAGGAGAAGCUGAUCUCUUCAGCCAAACAGGUGGCAGCAUCCACAGCUCAACUUUUAGUGGCCUGCAAAGUGAAAGCUGAUCAAGAUUCAGAGGCCAUGAGGAGACUCCAGACUGCAGGUAAUGCUGUGAAGAGAGCAUCUGACAACCUGGUGAAGGCUGCGCAGAAGGCUGCAGCAUUCAAUGAGCAAGAGGAGGAGAAUGUUGUGGUGAAGAGUAAGAUGGUCGGUGGUAUUGCGCAGAUUAUUGCAGCCCAGGAAGAAAUGCUGCGAAAGGAGAGAGAACUUGAAGAUGCCCGUAAGAAACUAGCACAAAUUCGGCAGCAGCAAUAUAAAUUCCUUCCUUCAGAACUUUGUGACAAAGAGGAAAAUUAAUUGCAAUCUACUAAAACAGCUAACAUCUAAUCUCGGCCAGGCAUCUACAGCUAAAGAUUUGAGCUAAAUAAAUCGGCCAGAUUCUUUUUAAAAUGUCAUGCAAUAAGUUCUUUUGUAAUUUUGCAAUUUGUAUGCUAACGGUGCAAUAGGCGAUUCACUUGCUAUGUUUUUCUUUAUCCUAUAAAAAUUUGUUCAGCACAUGUUCAAUCAUGUUAAACAUGUUAUAUUUGCUCUUGAGCACAGAACAGAACGAUUAGUAUCUGCAUGUGCAUCAGCACUGGUAUGAGAAAUGCAAUCUAUGGUUGCAGUAUUGAUGCAAAUUUGCUGUAAAGCCUGUGUAUGAUAUCUUUUUUUUUUAAGUACUUGGGGUCCGAAGGUAUAUUUGAUUAUUCCAAAGAUGUUGCAGAAGAGCUGUGUGUCCCAGUAGUGAAUGGUUUAAAGCCAGUACAAACAGGGAGUUAAUAAAUGGGACAACCGAAACAGUAUGUCACAUUCAUGAAUUCUAAACUCCACGGUGACUAGAUGAUACAUAUCAUUAAAAUUCCAUAAUGGAAAAAUACUCCCUAUAAUAGUAAUAUUGCCUUAAAUUGGGUCGGAAAUACUGUGUUUUGGGGGAAAUUAAUGUUACUUUCUAUUUUUUAACCAGAUGUACAUGAAUUAGACAGUAUUUUAGCAGGGUGCCUUACAAUCAGACAGUGCUUGUUUAAUCUACUUCUGGCCUUUAAAACUGCUGUGUUUCCAGGAAAGAUUGGAAUAUUUUUCCAUUAAAAGAGUGCAAGUUCAAAAUUUGUUGUGCUCCAAAAAUUUAUGUUUUGAAAAUAUUUAUAGGUGUUGCCUAUAAUUAAUUUAAAACCAUUUGAACUGCAAGCUCAGUGGGACAUAUUUAGCAGUUUAACAAAAAAGAUGAAGAUGCUCCUUCAAUUUUUAAUUGCUGUCAUUCAACUAACUUUGUGUCCUAUGUGGUCCCUUGCAUAAGCCUUCACAUUCUCUUGUUUUAGCACAUUACAUACAAGUGCUUGUAUUUGUUUGUUAAGUAAGUGGACUUCUUAAUUGCAAUAACAUAAAUUAAUAUAUGCACUUAAUGGUGUGCAUCUUUCAACUUAGAUCUGUGUUCUUGUGAUCAAGUUUACAUUCUGCAUUAAUGGGAAUGUUUAGGCAAUUAUGCAUCAUUUUUCUAUGGUUCCUGGAAGCAUGCAUUUUAGGCCUUUCUAGGAUUCUUCAAAUACCAAGUCUAUUUCUAUAUCUAGUUUGCAGAAUUUGCCUCGUUCAUGUUAUUCCUGCAAAUAUAACUUGUUACUUAUGCUCCAUUGCCUUUAAAUAUCACUUUAUUUUGAUACAACAUGCUUCUAAUAACAGGUGAUGAAUACCAACUUUCCAAUACUUUUGAUGGCUACUUGUUUUUAUUUUACAAUUUAUUUGGUUAAUAAAGUCUGUUUCCACUAUG